This is a messenger RNA of Pundamilia nyererei, 731 nucleotides long. RefSeq names its product placenta-specific gene 8 protein-like. Lineage: Eukaryota; Metazoa; Chordata; Actinopteri; Cichliformes; Cichlidae. Bases 79 to 423 code for a protein of 114 amino acids. The transcript is spliced from 4 exons. The record is from RefSeq and is a predicted model, not a curated record.
GGGGCAGCUGCUGCCUGCGAGUGCGCUGUUAGAGAAACGCAGCCAGGCAGACAGAGGAGAACUGAAGUUCGACCAGGGAUGAGUGCAAUGAAUUGGAGCACCGGCAUCUUUGACUGUUUCUCUGAAAUGAGCUCCUGUUGCUACAGCCUUUGGUGUUUCCCCUGCAUGCAGUGUCAGACAGCCAGUAAAAAUGGAUGGUGUUGCGCAAUGCCACUCCUGGACAUUUGCUGUGUGGUGUCCUGCUUACUCCGUCAGUCCAUCAGAAAGCGCUACAACAUUGUUGGCUCGUUCGUUGAUGAUGCCAGCAAUGUGAUUUUCUGUCACCCAUGCGCCUGGUGCCAGAUGUAUCGUGAGCUGAACAUCAGGGAAAACCAGCAGCCUGCUAACUCAUCAGUGGUUACCACUCAGGUGGUCCGUGGAUAAGAUACAACCACUUUUGAUGUUCAGGACCUGUUGUGGUUUUGGGGUUUGUUUCGUUUUUUGCACGUAAGAAGGGAUUUGUUCAGUUUGCCAAAGAGAAUCAAGUAGCAUAGCGUCCUAUCUGCUUUCAUUUUCAGAGCCCUGCACAGCUCAUUACUACAGUGUAGUCAUUAGCUCCGACCAUCAAGUGUGGUUCCCUGUUCCAUGUUAGUUUUCUUUCAUACAGUUUUAAACACUUGAGCUUUAAAAUUAUAUUUUUUUUAAAGGUUUCAUUGACAUAUCAGGUGGUGGUUGUUAUCUCAGGGAAGGUU